This is a messenger RNA of Salvia splendens (bonfire salvia), 2012 nucleotides long. RefSeq names its product protein OCTOPUS. The record is from RefSeq and is a predicted model, not a curated record. The coding region runs from base 88 to 1839 and encodes 583 amino acids. NCBI's taxonomy places the organism in Eukaryota, Viridiplantae, Streptophyta, Magnoliopsida, Lamiales, Lamiaceae. Gene Ontology annotation, cellular component: plasma membrane. The transcript has a single exon.
CUCUCAAUACACAUUGUGCAAUGCAAUGUUGCCGUCGUAGGUUAUUAACAUGAGCGGAGGGUGCACAGCAUUGACCACUUCCUCCAUAUGAAUACCACUUCUGCAGACCCAACUGCACCUCCACCUCCGCCGCAGCAGCAACCGCCGCGGUCAUCUUUCAGCUGCGAUCGCCACCCCAUCGAGCAAUUCACCGGAUUCUGCCCGUCCUGCCUCUGCGAGCGCCUCACCAUCCUCGACAGCUCCUCCUCCGACACCCCUUCCUCCUCUCGCCGCCCCUCUUCCGCCGCCGCCGUCGCAAUCAAAUCCCUCUUCUCAUCCAUUUCCAAGCCCAAGCCCUUAAAACCCGCCACCUUCCUCCCCGAACUCCGCCGCUCGAAAUCAUUCUCCUCAUCCAAGAAUGAAGCUUUAGGGCUAUCCUUCGAGCCCCAGAGGAAAUCCUGCGACGUUAGAGCCAGAAGCUCUCUUUCCACGCUCGACGAACCCACUAACAACCCAAUUCCUUCUUUUUCAUCCAAUCAAAGUCAUCAAAUUACCAAAAAAAUCGAAUCUUGCGUAGUCGGAGAAGUCCAAAAUGGGGAAAGUUUCAGAGAUCCCCAAAAUGUAGAGGAAGGAAGAAGUAUCGCAUUCGUGGACGACGAAGGAGAUGAAAUUAGGCCUGUUCAAGAUUCCCAUUUGGAAUCGGUGGAGUUAAGCUUAACCAGCGGCGAAAUCGUGGAGGAAGUUUUUAGUUUGAGUAAUCUGAAGCCGAUGAAGGAUCACAUAGAUCUCAAUUCUCAGGAAAAGAAGAGCUCAGGAGGGAAAAUCUGGGCUGCUGCUUCUGUUUUCAGCAAGAAAUGGAGUAACUGGAGAAGGAAACACAAGGUCAAGAAACAGAGCAAUGGCGAAAACCUUGCCACAUUGCCUGUCGAAAAGCCGAUUUCGAGGCAGUUUAGGGAGACUCAGUCUGAGGUUGCUGAUUAUGGAUUUGGGAGGAGAUCUUGCGACACCGAUCCUAGAUUCUCUCUUGACGCCGGGAGGAUGAGCUUUGACGAUGCACGAUAUUCGUUUGAGGAGCCUCGUGCAUCUUGGGAUGGCCAUCUCAUCGGGAGGAGUUUCCCGAGAAUGGCGCCUAUGGUCUCUGUGAUGGAGGAUGCACGCCCUGAUAUGCAGAUUCCGGUGGAGGAGCUGACUAAGAAGUGUGGUGGUGGUGAUGAUGAAGGUGUGCCCGGGGGAUCAUCGCAGACGAGGGAGUACUAUCUAGACUCGCGGAGGAGGAAGAGUCUCGAUAGGUCUAGUUCGAUAAGGAAGGCUGUGGCUGCUGAGAUUGAUGAAGUUAAGAUUUCACCGGUCGCGAAAGGAUUGGUCUCGAACUCUAUGAAAGAUGAUCUCUCGGAGACGUUUGAAUUGAGCAGCGGUCUCAAUCCAAGCGAGGGGAAGGAGGAAAAGAAGUCGAGGAGAUGGGGGUGGAAGAUUUGGGGGUUUAUACAACGACGGAAUGGUGUGAGCAAGGAGGAGCAGGAUGGUAGGGGGAACGGGGUGGAGAGGUCGCUGUCUGAGUCGUGGCAGGGGAAUAGGAGCAUGUUGAGGAGCAAUAGCAGUGUGAGUUGGAGAAACGGGAGCAACGUUGAGGGUAGUGGUAGGAGAUCGAGUGUGGAGGGGAAGAGGAGGGGGAGUGAGUUCACGGUGGAGAGGAAUCGGGAUUGGAAUUGGAAUCGUAGUGGUAGAUAUUCGCCUAAAGAGAUCGACAACGGGCUCCUCCAGUUCUACUUGAUGAGGGGAGGCGGGCGAGGAGGGGGGAUGGGGAAGAUCAAGCCGGCAAACUCGCAGCCGAUUGCAACAAGUUUGCUGCACCUCUACUAAGAUGGCUUCUCUGCUAUGUUCAUCUGUGUAAUCACAUCAGUUAUAUUGUUGUUUGCUAUGCUUUAUCAGAUUACUAUGGGGUUUGUUUCUUGCAGUAAUUAGAAUUUCUCUUGUUUUGGGUGUCAUAAUAUGAUCUUGAUUCAAUCUUGGAAGUUUAUUAUGUUUCAAGGACU